AUGAAGAUCCAGCUUGACUCUAAGGACGAGGCAACUAGCUAUUAUCGCGAGGGUGUUAGCGACUCCGAUUUUGAUGAUCGUAUACGAUUGACCAGGCCUUCGCCGCAGGCGGGUGCAAACUGUCGGGUAUCAUGUACGGCUGCCCGCGAGAGCCUUGACAAAGAAAAGAAAAGUAUGUUUGAUAAGGCGUUGGUUCGGCAUCUACUACAAAGGAGGUCGCUCUUCGCGAAAAAGAACAUAAGGAGCGCGGCGAUCGUAAGCUAUAGGGGAGGUGAGGCGAACGACGAAGAGCUAGCAAGUUCGGAUUUAAAUAGUUCUUAUUCCGGGUCCAAGAUUCUUUCCUCAACGGAGAUGGUUCAAACAUAUGAAUCGGACAUUCUUCAGAUGUCACAGCUUCUUAGGUAUAUCAAAAAAGUCCAGGCAAGGGUAUCGUGCUAUCUUCCGACAGCACAUUUCAGAUCACAGGAUACAGCUGAAAAACGCUAG
Molecule: messenger RNA, 486 nt
Organism: Ilex paraguariensis (yerba mate)
Lineage: Eukaryota; Viridiplantae; Streptophyta; Magnoliopsida; Aquifoliales; Aquifoliaceae
Source: the annotation of a GenBank genome assembly